UCCACCACUCUCACUCAGCCUCAUAAACCACGCGCCACCGUUUCCAUGGCAGAUCGCGGUCGUCCACAGCCUCACCAAGUCCAAGUCCAUCCCAACGUCCACCAGCAGCACCGCCACGAUGUCGGCGGCGGAGUCAAAUCUCUCCUCCCUCAAAAAGGCCCCUCCACCGGCCAAGUCCUCGCGGUAGUCACCCUCCUCCCAGUAACAGGCACCCUCCUCGGACUAGCUGCCCUCGCACUCGUCGGAAGCUUCAUCGGACUGGCGGUCGCCGCCCCUCUAUUCGUGAUAUUCAGCCCCGUUUUGGUCCCCGCCGCCAUCCUAGUCGCCGGAGCAGUGACGGCGUUCUUAACGUCGGGGGCGUUCGGGCUGACGGGGCUGUCGUCUCUGACGUGGGUGUUGAACUCGUUCAGGCAGGCAACAGGGCAAGAGCCGCUGGAGUACGCGAAGCAGCGCGUGCAGGAAGGUACUGUGUACGUCGGCGAGAAGACAAAGCAAGUCGGCGAAACUAUCAAGAGUACCGCCCAGGAAGGUGUCACUACUACUACUGGCCGCACAGCUUAGAAGAUGCGUGCGCGCGCGUGCAUCAUAUGCGCGUGGUGGCUGAAUCUUAAUUUCUAUUUUGAAUAUGUGUUUUUUUUUAUUUAAUACUUGAUAGUGUUCGAGUGUGUCUUGUGUUGGUGCAUCGGUGAAUAUCUGUACGUGUAACAUUUGGAAAUUUUAAUGUGUAUUGAUUGUGUUUCAUUUUCUGCUAAUAAUCAAAUCAAUGGUUGUUUUACAU
Molecule: messenger RNA, 778 nt
Organism: Erythranthe guttata (spotted monkey flower)
Lineage: Eukaryota; Viridiplantae; Streptophyta; Magnoliopsida; Lamiales; Phrymaceae
Product: oleosin H1
Biological process (GO): seed oilbody biogenesis; lipid storage; response to freezing
Cellular component (GO): membrane; monolayer-surrounded lipid storage body
Source: RefSeq, a predicted model, not a curated record